Molecule: messenger RNA, 1989 nt
Organism: Perca flavescens (yellow perch)
Lineage: Eukaryota; Metazoa; Chordata; Actinopteri; Perciformes; Percidae
Gene: gpc1a
Product: glypican 1a
Exons: 10
Coding region: 302-1927 (541 amino acids)
Biological process (GO): regulation of protein localization to membrane; cell migration; negative regulation of fibroblast growth factor receptor signaling pathway
Cellular component (GO): extracellular region; synapse; cell surface
Molecular function (GO): fibroblast growth factor binding
Source: RefSeq, a predicted model, not a curated record
GCCGCGCGUCGCAGCUCUCCUUCCCCCGCAGGAACACCCAGCAGGACUCGCCCGCCACGGGCGCCUCCUUCCAUCGCCAGGUUGUCCGUGUGCAGUUUGAACAGGGGAUGGGGGAAACACGGCUUCUGCUGACGGACUGAAAACUCUUUAAAAAUAUAUAUAUAUAUAAAAAAUAAAUAAAUAGCAACAACACAUUGAAGACAGGGGGCUUCGAAGAACUCCUGCUUGAUUCACUCGGACCAGAAAUCUUUAGGAUUUUCUGACUUUGCUGUAAGAAAGAAAAGGGACUACAGUUGAGAAGAUGCGUCCCCCGGUGUUCCUCUGUGUGUUGCUGUGUGUGUGUGCAGCGCCGGGCCCGGUGGCCGGGGCGGACCGGAGCUGCUCCGACCUGCGGCAGUUCUACACCGGGAAAGGGUUCACUCUGGUAGAGGUCCCUCAGACAGAGAUCUCCGGUGAACAUUUGAGGAUGUGUCCUCAGGGUCCAACUUGUUGUACCAGCACCAUGGAGGAGAACCUGGGAGGUCUGAGUGCUCGAGAGACCGAGGGACUGAUCAGAGAAGCCGGCAGGUCGCUGCAGUCUGCCUUCAACCUUCUCCACAGGAGCUUCGACACAUAUUUCACUGAGCUGCACGGUCGCUCUGAGCGCUCCCUCCCGGAGGCGCUGUCUCCUCUCGGCGCCCUGUACUCACAGAACACCCGUCUCUACGGAGAUCUCUACACCGACCUGCGACAGUACUACCGAGGCUCCGCUCUCAACCUGGACGAGACCCUGUCUGAGUUCUGGUCCCGCCUCCUGGAGCGCACCUUUAAAAUCUCCGCUCCCACAGAGGUCAACUUGUCAGAGGACUACCUCGAAUGUGUUGCUAAGCAACAGGAGACGCUGCGGCCAUUUGGAGACGUCCCAAGGGACAUGAAGGCGAAGCUGAUCCGCGCUUUUGUCACAGCCAGGUCGUUUGUCCAGGGGCUGAUUGUCAGCGGAGAGGUGGUCAGGAAGGUCUCACAGGUUCAUUUGAGUCCAGAGUGUAUGAAGGCCCUGAUGAAGCUGGUUUACUGCCCCCACUGUCACGGCAUUGCCUCCGUCAAACCCUGCUCCAACUACUGUUCCAACGUCAUGAAGGGCUGCCUGGCCAACCAAGCUGACCUGGACCCCGAGUGGCAGAAUAUUAUAGACACCAUGAUCCAGGUGGCCUCUAGUUUCAGCACGGAGCCCAGUCUCGAUGUAGUUCUCUCCUCUAUCCCUGCUCGAAUCUAUGAGGCUGUUCACUUCCUGCAGGAAAACAUGGACACAUUCACAGCAAAAGUGUACCAGACAUGUGGUACUCCAGGUGAACCAGGAACAGGAAGUCCCACACUUCAUGAGCAGAGGAAGAAGAGCGGCUCCCUGACCGCAUCAGAGUACAAACCCUCUCCAACCGCUGGGCUCAGACUGGAGAUGCAGGUUUCAGAUUUGUCAAGUAAGCUGAGGGAGAUGCGGCAGUACUGGACCCAGCUUCCUGUCGCACUUUGCAGCAAACUGGCAGCAGGAGGCGCCGGUCAGGAUAAAUGCUGGAAUGGCAUUACAAAAGCUAGGUACCUUCCAGAGGUGAUGGGUGAUGGCUUGGCCAAUCAGAUCAAUAAUCCAGAAGUAGAGCUUGACAUCACAAAGCCAGACAUGACCAUCAGGCAACAGAUCAUGCAACUCAAAAUCAUGAGCAACAGGCUGAAAAACGCACUGGAGGGCAACGAUGUGGACUUCCAGGAUGCAAGUGAUGACAUUAGCGGCUCAGGAAGCGGGAUGUGCGUAGGUGGUCUGUGUCCUCGCAACAGACCGGGAUUGUAUGCCUACUCGCCAGAUAACAACCGAGUCAGAGGCACAGCCGCGUCUCAAACACGCAUCUGUGGCCUCCUACUCCUGCUCCCAUUGACCAUCCUGCUGCUUCAGCGAUGAUGGACCGCAGCUGCCUCAAAUCAGACUCUAAGUCUAAAGGAGGGCUGAACCACGCAACAGAC